UGAUUGUCAACAGUAAUGUUUAUUUCUGACAAACAGGCAGCAUAUAUAAUCAAUGGAAACUGCAAGAAUGUCAUGAACAUGUCUCAACCUGAUCAGGUGGAGCUUUGGCGCUCUGUUUUAAAUGCAGGUAAUUUGGAAGCCUACGUACGGAUAUCAUCUAAACUUAAGCUCGGAACAGUUGGAGAUGAAUACACAGAUAGUGGUGGACAAGGACAAGUCAAGACAGGUAGAGUUCCAGUUCGAUUGUAUGUUUGGAGUGUCAGUGAGGAUUUUGAUGAUCUAGAAGAUGCACCUCAAAUUGAUAGUUGGGACAAAAUUUCUUACAUAAAUCGGCCUGUUGAGAUCCAUGGAGAAGAAGGUAAUUACUUCACCUUACAAGAUGCAGUAAAAAGUAUUCUUCCUGAAUAUUUUCCAAACAAAUCCUCAACAAAUGAGGAAUCAUCAAGAGAUGAAGACGAGAAUGAACAGAAGGUUCCUUCAGAAGAGGGGGAGAAAUAUUUGAGUGAAAAUGUGGAGUCUUUCUAUCCAUCUGAUAAUGUUGAAAUCAAGCUCGUCCGUAUCCAAGGGAUUGAACCCAAAAUGGAAAUACCCUUCUCUUGGAUAGUGAAGAACUUAACGAAUCCUGAGCAUUAUCUUCAUAUUUGUGUGUGCCUGAAAGUUCCACAAGUACUAUAGAUAACAUUUAUAUUAAUUGGCCAAUUAAACAGGGACAUAGAUGGGAUGGCCAACCCAAAUUCUUUUAAUUUAAUUAUCAAAGUAGGCCACACAAAUGGAAUAGCAUUCCCCUCAUAUUUAUUCCUUCCCAGAGGUACCUAUGAUCUCUACUUUAUCAUAGGGAGAGAGGCACACUUGUCUACAAAAGCCUAUGUUGUUAUUUGGUGACCACAAAAGCAAUUGCAUUUUAUUUUUUUGUAUAGAAUUGUACAGUUGCAUUAUCAAUGUACAGAUAAUCAUUUAUUUCUUUU
Quercus lobata is the source of this 965-nucleotide messenger RNA. Its product is annotated as autophagy protein 5-like. Gene Ontology annotation, molecular function: Atg8-family ligase activity. The record is from RefSeq and is a predicted model, not a curated record. Gene Ontology annotation, biological process: autophagy of mitochondrion; piecemeal microautophagy of the nucleus; cellular response to nitrogen starvation. NCBI's taxonomy places the organism in Eukaryota, Viridiplantae, Streptophyta, Magnoliopsida, Fagales, Fagaceae. Bases 16 to 675 code for a protein of 219 amino acids. Gene Ontology annotation, cellular component: phagophore assembly site membrane; mitochondria-associated endoplasmic reticulum membrane contact site; Atg12-Atg5-Atg16 complex. The transcript is spliced from 4 exons.